AUGGGCACGUCCUGGUAUCUUGGCGGAGAUGUUCUGUUCAUUGUGACGCCUGGUCAUUCGAAAUAUCGAGUCGUCAGUAUUCCACAACUCAUUAGACUCCGCUUGAAACCCCCAUUUAGAUAUCGCGUUGAGAAUGGUUACGCUCACGAUGCUACAGUGAUAUAUGGUGAUACGGAUUCCGUGUUUGUGAAGUUCGGCUGUGACACGGUGGAAGAGGCCAUGAAACUGGGACAGGAGGCUGCAGCCUUCGUCUCGACUACCUUCAUCGAUCCUAUCAAGCUUGAGUUUGAGAAGGUCUACUUCCCGUACUUGCUGAUGAACAAGAAACGCUACGCUGGGCUGUAUUGGACUAACCCCGUGAAGGCAGACAAGCUUGACGCUAAAGGUAUCGAAACUGUGAGAAGAGAUAACUGUGAGUUGGUGAAAGUGGUGGUAGAGAACACACUGAACAUCAUCUUGAAAGAAAGCUCUUUGGAUCGUGCUAUUGCAUUCAUUCGGAAAACCUUGUCGGAACUCCUACAGAAUAAGGUCGAUAUGUCAAUGCUUGUCAUUUCGAAGUCCUUGGCAAAGGGCAUGGAAGACGGGGCCUACGCAGCGAAGCAAGCCCAUGUGGAGCUGGCCAAACGAAUGGCUCAGCGAGAUCCUGGCAACGCUCCUGCUAUUGGGGACCGAAUUCAAUAUGUCAUCAUAAGAGCACCCAAGGGAGUAGCACAGUACGAGAAGGCAGAAGACCCUCUAUAC
Molecule: messenger RNA, 741 nt
Organism: Perkinsus marinus ATCC 50983
Lineage: Eukaryota; Perkinsozoa; Perkinsida; Perkinsidae
Product: dna polymerase delta catalytic subunit, putative
Exons: 6
Biological process (GO): DNA replication proofreading; base-excision repair, gap-filling; DNA-templated DNA replication
Cellular component (GO): delta DNA polymerase complex
Molecular function (GO): 3'-5'-DNA exonuclease activity; DNA-directed DNA polymerase activity; nucleotide binding
Source: RefSeq, a predicted model, not a curated record